UCUCCCCGUCACCCGGAAGGGGACGGCCCUCCGCCGCCUUCCCUCGCCUGACUUCUUUCCUGUGGUCGGAACUUGAGCGUCGCUGGCAGCGGAGCCGCGGCAUCGGUGUCGGGCAACAAAAAGGGCGGCCCUGCCUUCAUCCUCCACCGAGUCUGGAAGCGGAGCAGCCGUGCGCUUGUCCGGCGGAGAGUGGAAGAUGGGCCACUGAUCCUCUCGGUCUCCCCCUCAGUGUUUGCAUUUGGUGGAACAAGCCUUUGACUGCCCUGGACAUGCAGUGUUCUGAAAAAAGUAUAAGCAAUGAGUGACUUUGAGUUCAUCUUUUGCAGAUGGAAAGGUCGGCUGUGGCCUGCAAGAAAACUGUUGAAGUCUGGCAUUUCUCCGAGUGAAACAUCCAAGACAAAUUCUGAUUGUUUAGAUGUCCAAAUAAUAUGCUUGGAUAAAAGGUGGAUAUACGAAAUGAAAUUCCAUGUACCCAUCACAAAGCUGCACUGGAAUUCUUAAUGACAAAUUGAUUAAGAGUUAAGCGCACAGACACAAGACCAUUUGAGGAAGAACAAGCCAAAAGCAUUAGUAGUGGAUUGGUGUGUAGAGAGGACCUUACUCAUGAAGAAACUUUGGAGGAACUGACUUACAGGAAGGCACUUCGAAUCGCCUUGAACAUUUUAGCGGGGCAAGAUUCAUAUACCACUCAAAUGACUAUAAAAGAACCUAUAAUGGCAAAGACUGCUGUUUUUGCUUCAGAAGAGCUUAAAAAGAAUGCGUGUGCUCUCAAUUUCUAAUGGAACAAAAAGAAUCUUGAAGCCAAAUGGAGUGCAUUUGCUUCAAGAACAGGGUAGUAUAUGCACUCGGCAAAGUAGCAGGAGAGCAUCCUGUGUUAAAAUACACCAGAAAAUGAACAAAAAAGAACGAGGACUAGAUCGUAUACAUUAAUCCAGUCCUUCAAUUGAAACUAAAAAUGUUACUGAAAGGAUGAAGGUGGUAGUGUAGGGAAAAGAAAAGAGGAAGGAUGCAAAAAGAUCUUUGUCACCUCCAGAAAGGUACUUCAAGUACUAGUCCAGACGAUAUGAACAGUCAUUGCAACCUAUGAAAUUGAUACCUACUGAAAAAAUAGAUCUGGGAAUAAAAAAAUUGAGAAGUCACAAGAAAAAGGAAAGUCUUCAUCCCAAGCCUGUUGUUCUAUGAUCUCUGGAGUAAAGAAAGAUCAAAAUGGAAAAGUUAAAAAGAAUAAACAGAAGUCAAGGAACUUUUGCAAAUCUACCUUUGAAGGAAAUACAGAUUCUUCUUUCCAAGGCAAUUGUAAAUCUCAGGAGGUUUGGACAACUGACAUUUCUCGUAGCUGUCUAGAAUCUACUCCAAGACGUAGGACUUGUGGCAAUGUUGGGUCAUGUAAAUCUUCACACCUUUUAGGCAGCCGUCGAAAUCUUCAGUCUGAAGAGAAGAAUGAUUUGAGCCAAACUCAAGAAGUAGAAAAGCAUAAAAGGAAAAGGGGAAAAAAGUGUACAGAAUCUAUGGAGUGCCUUAAUACCAGCAAGACUUCAGCUGAUUUGGAUGUUAAUAUAAAAUCAAGCAACCGAUCAAAUGUAGGAAGUCUUGUAGAACAAAACAGUCCUGAACAACCUUUUAGGAGCUCUUUAUUUGGGUCAGCACUGGAUGGGCAAAUGAGCCCUAUUAAUGGAUGUAACCAGGAAUAUAAUACUUUGGACAGUCCUCAGACAACCUGUCCUAUUGCCAUAAUGACUAAGGAGGGAGCAUUAAGUCCUUUAAACAUUAAGGAAGAGGAGGGAACUGCAAUGCCUGAAACUCUAUUUGCAUCAUCAUCGUUUGAAAUUGAUGAAGUGGGAAUACAAUCAUCCUCUUUGUUGUCAGUAGAGUUCACUUCAAUAGACUCCCUUUCAACAAGCAAAUUCACAGAAGAGGAGAACGAUGAGGAAGAUGAUGAAAACCUUCCGAGCAUAUUGGUGCACCAAGAGCAAUGGUCAGUCGCUGAAGGAAUGUUGGUAUGGUGUAAAUUCCAAAAGUACCCAAAUUGGCCUGCAGUGGUAAGAAGUGUAAAGCCCAGGAUCAAGAAGGCCAGCAUAUUGUUUGUAGAUGAAAAUAUAAUCAAUGCAGAAAGGAAUAAAAAAGGAUUUUGUGUGUCCAUAAGAACCCUAAAACCAUUUGAUUGUGAGGAUCGACAAAAAUUUACAGCUGCAGCAAGGCAUGUUUACAAGAAUUCAAUUGAUUGGUGUGUGGCUCUAAUCGAUGACUAUCGAAUUAGAAGAGGUUGUGGGUCCUUCACAGGUUCCUUUGUUGAGUAUUGCACAGCUGAACUCAGUAUCCCAGUACGAAAAUCAUUUGGACAAGAUCCUUCAUUAAUGACUUUUCCAUCCAGUUCAAUUGCUAGUCAGGUAGAAGGCCAUUCUGAUUCAGAAUACGAGACCACACCAGCCAGAUGCCAGCCUACCAAGAAACUGCUCCCUGAUAGGAAGAAAGCUGCCAGGGAUCGAGCAAAUGAAAAACUUGUGCAAUUCAUUGUCAAGGCCAGGGGUGUGGAGAAGCACCUUCAAGAUGUAAUUAAGGGGAGAAAACAUUCCAAGUGGCUUGAGGAGUUCAAAACCCGUACCCGCAACUCAAGUGUUAUUGACACAUACCUUGAAGAUGACUGGCAGGUGGAUAAAGUGAUCAACUACUUGAAAAGUGUCUAUGAAAUGAGUGUGAGCACAGAGCUGUUGUUAGACUAUGAGAGGUCUAGGUUUAUCUUGGAUGUUCUCUUGCCAGAGGCCAUUAUUUGUGCCAUUGCAGAGGUUGAACAAAUGAGCAUCAAGAAAGCAGAGGAAAAGUAUAUGAAAGGGCCUCUUCACAGUGAAAGGGAAGUUGAACAUUUUAACAAGGAGAUUGAAAAAGAAAUGAAGCUGAAACAACAGCAUUUGAAUGAGGAGGAAUCCACAAAUUAAAGCUUUCAUUCUUGAAAUGAACAUAAUAUAUAUAUAUAAAAUUGAAUGAAAUCCAUAUUUUUGUGCAUCAAAGUAAUGUGAUUUUUGAUAAAGAUUUGUUUCUUAUAAAAAUUGUUGAAGCCAAGGGUGUACAGCUAACUUGGGAGUUAAAAUAUUGUAAAUAUCCUAUCAGAGGAGGGUUACUAAUCAGAACAGACUUAAGUACUUUGGGUUUGAGUUUAUUUUUUACUUUUUAAGUGACAAGCCAUAUCAUUUCACAAUACUUGGCAUUCUGCAGGUGCAGCAUAAAUUGAAAUCUUCCUCCUUAUUUCCUGUUCUCAAACACACAGUAUUUGUGAAUUGUUGGUGUAUUUGCUUUUGGGUUGCAACGAUAUUUCUCCCUGGACUGAAUAAUUGUGAUAUCGGGCUUUACUGAUGCAGUCACUGAAUGCAAAGCUUAAUACACGAGGACAUUGGCAAAAAUCUUGCAUUUGGAGAAACUUUUGGUGCAUUUUAUCAUCUCUGUAUACAGUGGUAGUUGAACAUGCAACUGUUUUUGUAAAUAGAGCUAAUGUUUUCAGUUAUCAAAAUGUAAUGAGAAGUGAUGCAUGUUACAUUUGAAUAACUUUUUAUAAAAUGAAUACCCCAUUA
Molecule: messenger RNA, 3563 nt
Organism: Pristis pectinata (smalltooth sawfish)
Lineage: Eukaryota; Metazoa; Chordata; Chondrichthyes; Rhinopristiformes; Pristidae
Product: PWWP domain-containing DNA repair factor 3A-like
Exons: 15
Coding region: 1179-2933 (584 amino acids)
Source: RefSeq, a predicted model, not a curated record